This is a messenger RNA of Condylura cristata (star-nosed mole), 1042 nucleotides long. RefSeq names its product intraflagellar transport 27 (gene IFT27). Gene Ontology annotation, cellular component: Golgi apparatus. The coding region runs from base 367 to 927 and encodes 186 amino acids. Gene Ontology annotation, molecular function: GTP binding; GTPase activity. Lineage: Eukaryota; Metazoa; Chordata; Mammalia; Eulipotyphla; Talpidae. The record is from RefSeq and is a predicted model, not a curated record. The transcript is spliced from 7 exons.
UAGCGGGCAAUGGUUGCCCGGCGGACGCGUCUGGCUUGGUGCUUUGGUCGCGGGGAACAGGGUCUCUCUUCCAGGUCCCCGCGACCGGGGGCUGCACCUUGAGGCUGGACAGGGAACGGGAGGCGCGUCGUCUCCCGAGUCUUAUUCCAGGCUGCCUUCUAAGCCUUGAGCCGGGUGUUGCCCUGCACCCCCGGCGCCCCCGCCCCCAGCACAGCCCCGAGGAUCCUGGCCGCGUCUGUCCCGACCCCACCGCGGCCACGAGCCCCUUGAGCGUCACCCCCCUCGGCCCCCCACUCCCGAAGCAGGCCACUCACGCCUCUGGCCGCGGCUCUUCCCCACUCUGGUUCGUGGAAGUGGUUGGUUACCAUGGUGAAGCUGGCAGCCAAAUGCAUCCUGGCAGGAGACCCCGCAGUGGGCAAGACGGCCCUGGCGCAGCUCUUCCGCACCGACGGAGCCCACUUCCAGAAGAACUACACCCUGACAACAGGGGUGGAUUUGGUGGUGAAGACGGUGCCAGUCCCUGACACGGGGGACAGUGUGGAGCUCUUCAUAUUCGACUCUGCUGGCAAGGAGCUGUUUUCCGAAAUGCUGGAUAAGCUGUGGGAGAGUCCGGACGUCUUGUGCCUCGUCUACGACGUGACCAGCGAGCAGUCCUUCCAGAGCUGCGGCAAGUGGCUGGACAAGGCUCGCUCCCAGGCCCCCGGCUCCUCCCUCCCAGGUGUGUUAGUGGGAAAUAAGACAGACCUGGCUGGCAGGCGUGUGGUGGAGUCGACGAAGGCCCGGGAGUGGGCCCUGGGCCAAGGCCUGGAGUGUUUCGAAACGUCCGUGAAGGAGAUGGAAAACUACGAAGCCCCCUUCCGCUGUCUGGCCAAACAGUUCCACCACCUGUACCGGGAGAAGGUGGAGGCGUUCCAGGCGCUGGUCUGAGGGCCGGCGGCGGCCGGGGCAGCUGGGCAGAGCUGCUCCACCCCCCAGAGGCAAGAGAAGGUGAAAGGGACCUCCAGUGUAUCCUGGCAGCUUUCAAUAAAUGAGACCGUGCAAA